GUUAUCCGUCGGAUGAGUAUGUAGUCAACCUCGAACUGUCCAAACCAAAAGCGAAAAGUUUGGAUUAAGAAGGAAAAAAGUCAGUUGAAUCCGUCGUGUUGGGGGACAAAAAAAUCAAUCGGCUGGACACGCGUGUGGGGUUUUUGUUCCGUUCAAAGUUUGCCGUUCUUGUGACCUCUUGUGGAAAAAUUCAAACUGAUUAGCACCAGCCAGCAACCAGGUAGGAUUCCUUGAUGGACACCGCGAUCCGCUAAUUCUAGCAACGAUCGACGACAUCGACGGGCGCUACGAAAAAAAGCGUUAAAAAUUACAACAAGCUUAGACGUCGUCGGCUUCAACGACGCCAUUCGGAAGUAAACGAGCUGCAAGUUAUUUCAUUCCUAAAUAUGUGAAUGCGUCCCCCAGUUCCAGUGUGCUAACUGCUAGCGGGAUUCUCCAUUAAAAGUACUUACAGCAGUGAUAACGAAUCCUCCCGCUAGCCAAAGCAGCAGCAUUGCGCAUAUGCGUAGGUGUUUAGGCGAAGAGCAGUGCAAGAGAGAAAAAAAUACGGGUGAAGAAACCUCGCCCAAGGCUAAGAAACCGGUGAGAACCGAUCGAUGCCCGUAGUGUUUGGCGCAAACUGACGACGACGGCCAAGUGCAAACGAUUCAACAGUUCCGUUUUUUUUUUGUGAUAUCUGUGUAUUUAUUUAUUUUAAUGUUGUUUUUACGAAAGAACGAAAUCCUUCGCGAAAAGAUUCGCCAGCAUCGAUAUAUUCAGUGAAGCAUUGUUGAUAGCAAAAAAAUCUUAGCAAAAUGGUUUUAAAUCCCGUUGUGACCGUCAUCAAGGCGGCAGAUCGAAUACCAACCCGCUUUAAUGUCGGCAUGAUGCUGUUCAUGUCCUGCUUCGUGAGCUACAUGCUCCGAGUAAACAUGUCCGUGAACAUCUUGGCCAUGGUCAAUCCUACCAAGAACCUGCAACCGAAAGCCGGUGCCCUGGUCGCAGGUCCAAUCAGCUACGGUAACGGAACCAGUGAUGGAAAUGAAACGGUUGUCCUUUCCCCAAAACCAAUCACCGAAGAAAAUAUGGAUUACGGCCCACGCUACAACUGGUCACAGCACGAUCAGAGCAUCAUUUUGGGGGCCUACUUCUACGGCUAUCUGGUGACAUCGUUGCCGGGUGGAGUCCUGGCGGAGAAGUUUGGAGGCCGGACAGUGGUCGGAUUGACACAUGCCGUCAGUGCCCUGGUAACGGCCCUGACCCCUCUGGCCGCCAACUAUGGAAUGUGGGCUGUGGUGAUAAACCGAGCCUUGCUGGGGAUCUGUGGGGGCCUCUUGUAUCCCGCUCUACACUGCUUGAUUUCGAAAUGGGCUCCUCCCAACGAGAAGGGAAAAUUUGUUUCCACCCUGAUGGGAGGGACUUUUGGAACCGUUGUGACCUGGCCGCUGGUCGGCAUUCUCAUAGAAUCUCUCGGAUGGGCAUUUGCUUUCUACGUUCCGGCCGUUAUUGCCGCAUUGGUUGCGGCCUUUUGGAUGAUCAUCGUUGCCGACACUCCGGACAAACAUCCGCGAAUUCGAAAGGAGGAACAAGACUUUAUCGUCAAAUCCCUAGGCGAUUCCAUUUCCAAACAGAAACUUCUUCCCCCGAUCGCUAAAAUGAUGACCUCCCCACCAUUCCUGGCUCUCUUGGUGCUGCAUUUCGGAAACCUCUGGGGUCUCUACUUUUUGCUAACUGCGGCUCCCAAAUUCAUGAGCGAGGUUCUCGGAUUCAAACUGGCCAAAGCAGGUUUCCUAGCGGCGCUUCCAUACCUGGCACGUGCACUGGCGGCAUUUGGAUUCGGCACCAUCGGAGACUGCCUCAGGAAGAAGUCGUUCUUCUCGGUGACGGCGAUGCGCAAAUCGUUCUGUCUGUUUUCUCACAUAAUCCCUGGGUUGUUCCUCGUGGGCCUCAUCUAUGCCGGGUUCGAUCCGUACGUUUGCGUCGCCAUCAUCACCCUGUCAUUGGGCUUCAACGGAGCGUCCACGAUGACCAAUUUGCAGAACUCGCAAGAUCUGGCGCCAAACUUUGCCGGCACCUUGUACGGAGUGAUCAACUUUGUCGGAACCACGAGCGGUUUCAUUUCGCCAAUGUUGGUGGCCCAUUUCACUGCCGAACGAAGCACCAUGGACGAAUGGCAGUACAUUUUCGGAAUCGGUGCCGCGGCCUACAUCCUACCGGCCUUGGUCUUCGUGAUAUUCGGUUCCGGAGCCGUUCAGAAGUGGAACGAACCGGAUCAACAUGGACGCAGCCAGCAGCAACAACCUGAGGCCAGUGCCAAACAAGGACAGGCGUCUUUCUGAAACCAUCCUCUCAUCUCUCCUCCUAAGAAAAUCGCCAGUGUUAAACCACGCGACAACCUGAUGCGGUUGUCAAUCUGUUGUAAAUAGAUCGUGUCCAUAUUUGCACAAAUUAAAAAAAAGUGCAACGUUAGGAAAUAAAAAAGUAAACACAUAUCUCUCCGUCCGAACGAAUCUCAUAACCCCAAGUGCAAAGUGAUAGCAAAGUUGUUAAACGAGCACCAACAAGAAGUAUUAUUAGCCAGAGCCUUAGCUAGGGACUUAUAAGUAUCCUUAAUUGGUAUAUAAUUUACUACCAUAUGUACAAAUCGGACACACAAACACCCAUAAAUUAUGUAAUUAAAAAGGCCGCGAGCCGGCCUAGCCAGCAUACAUAAAGUCCUACGAUAAAGUAGAACAAGUGCUAUGGUGAUAGCAUUUUUCUAGCGAAAACUCUGAUGUGUAAAUCCUAUGCUUAUGCCGUUACAAGACAUACACCUGAAAUACACUUGAAGAGAAUCAUAUGAAUGUGAUAAACCAUCA
Molecule: messenger RNA, 2837 nt
Organism: Uranotaenia lowii
Lineage: Eukaryota; Metazoa; Arthropoda; Insecta; Diptera; Culicidae
Product: sialin-like
Exons: 7
Coding region: 795-2318 (507 amino acids)
Biological process (GO): monoatomic anion transport; transmembrane transport
Cellular component (GO): plasma membrane
Molecular function (GO): transmembrane transporter activity
Source: RefSeq, a predicted model, not a curated record